Molecule: messenger RNA, 297 nt
Organism: Pogonomyrmex barbatus (red harvester ant)
Lineage: Eukaryota; Metazoa; Arthropoda; Insecta; Hymenoptera; Formicidae
Product: fatty acid synthase-like
Source: RefSeq, a predicted model, not a curated record
AUUCUCGAUGCGGGAAUAAAUCCAAAGCAGUUACGUGGAUCGCGAACCGGCGUUUUCGUGGGCGCGUGUUUCUCAGAAUCCGAAAAGACUUGUGAAUUAGGCUUUGGUAUCACUGGAUGUAGCAGAGCUAUGUUGGCGAAUAGGAUUUCUUAUUGGCUAGGAGUGACUGGACCAUCUUAUACUCUGAAUUCUGCCUGCAGUUCGAGCUUACUCGCCCUAGAACACGCUUAUCGGUGCCUGCAAGACGAUCUAUGCGAUGCUGCCAUUGUGGGCGGAUCAAACUCGUACGAGUUGUGA